UAAGAUAUUUAAAUAAAUUACAAAGUAUUCACUUGUCAAAUAAUCAUAUUGAAGAAUUUCCAUUAUCUAUUUGCUAUUUAAAUUCUUUAACAUUUCUUGAUUUAUGUUAUAAUAUUUUGAAAAAACUACCAAAAUCUAUUCAACAUUUAAAACGUUUAAAAACAUUAUUAUUACUUGGUAAUAAAUUACAACGUUUACCAAAUGAAUUAUGUCAAUUGAGUGUAUUAGAAACACUUUGGAUUGGUGAAAAUCAUAUAACACAAUUACCUGUUGAUUUUCAUUUAUUAAAUAAUCUUGAUUGGAAAGAUCAUUAUUUAUCAUCGAAUUAUGAUGGAAAUCCAUUAAUUCAAUUACCAUUAACUGUUUAUAGAAAAGAUAUGACAGUUACUGAACAACAUCCUCGAAAAUAA
Molecule: messenger RNA, 410 nt
Organism: Didymodactylos carnosus
Lineage: Eukaryota; Metazoa; Rotifera; Eurotatoria; Philodinida; Philodinidae
Source: the annotation of a GenBank genome assembly